Durotheca rogersii is the source of this 1890-nucleotide messenger RNA. RefSeq names its product zf-DHHC-domain-containing protein. The transcript is spliced from 2 exons. Gene Ontology annotation, biological process: peptidyl-L-cysteine S-palmitoylation; protein targeting to membrane. Gene Ontology annotation, cellular component: endoplasmic reticulum; Golgi apparatus. Bases 1 to 1890 code for a protein of 629 amino acids. Gene Ontology annotation, molecular function: protein-cysteine S-palmitoyltransferase activity. The record is from RefSeq and is a predicted model, not a curated record. NCBI's taxonomy places the organism in Eukaryota, Fungi, Ascomycota, Sordariomycetes, Xylariales, Xylariaceae.
AUGACCGACAUUGCGUCCGAAGACGGUGACGGCGCCCUGCAAGAAAAUACCAAGACCGCGGCGAGCCAGCGGCGGAGUCUUCGCGCGACCGAUUCCCGGCCUGGGACUGCGAGGACCGGCAUGUCUUCCUCCCGCGGCGGCUGGUCGCAGACGACGUCUAUGAGGAAGGCCCUGCAGAGAGGGAGUCUAAGCGGUAGUAUUGGAAGCGGACGCCCGGUCAGUUCCACGAGCCGGAGCCAUGUUCCUCUGGCUUCGCAUGCCUUCUUCCACCCUAUGAGCUCCCAGAAGUUACAGGCCCAGCGAGGCGCGUCGCGCUCUGGCGCUGCUACCAUCGAAAAUCGAUCGAGCAUCGGAGACAUCCCGGAUGACGACCAGUCUCACAUUCUACCCCAGGGCGCCAGCACCUCUAGACCCGUCGCCCAUUUCGCCCAUCGUAUAACCGAUGACGGCGACAUGCCACCGCCCCCCUCUCGGGGUACCGAGGUGACGGAGCCGUACGAUCGUAUCACGUCUACCACGAGCCCGACCCGCGGCCACCAUCUAGCUGAUAGCGUCAGCGACAGCGUGCGCCCGCUGCAGCGAAAGAAGGCCGAGGAGCUUGGCCUGAACCUGGAUGUUGACAAGACUCACAAGUCCGGUGGGAAUCUACCAAGCCCCAUCAAGUCGUCAAGGUCCUUUCGAUCUAACCUUUUCUUCUCCGGCAUGCGCGAAUCCACAGGCACCCCCACGAAUCGCAACACGCACGGCGCAGAGAAGCUUUCCUCCGGCGGCUCCUCGCCCCAGCUUACCCCUUCGGCCACCAACACCCCCGUUGCCCAGGCCAAAGUGGCUAGGGAGAAGACGACAGGCCUCGGUCAUAACCACGAGUAUUUCGAGGGCAACACCGUGUUCUGCAUAGGCGGCCGCCUUCAAAACACCCGGCAUCGACCCAUCAACAUCGCGACCGGAUGCUUAUUCGUCAUACCAGCCAUUCUCUUCUUCGCGUUCUCUGCGCCCUACUUAUGGCAUCACGUUUCGCCCGCGGUCCCUAUAUUGUUCGCUUACCUGUUUUACAUAUGUACCUCUUCUUUCCUUCACGCGUCGGGCACGGAUCCUGGGAUCCUCCCGCGCAAUCUUCACCACUUCCCCCCGGUGGAUGAGAACGAGGACCCGUUGCGGUUGGCCCCGCCGACCAACGACUGGACCCUGAUCAAAUCGGCCGAGUCGGCGACGGCGGCGAUGGAAGUGCCAACUAAGUAUUGUAGGACUUGCAACAUCUGGCGGCCGCCCCGAACCCACCACUGUCGGCUGUGCGACAACUGCGUCGAGACCCAGGAUCACCACUGCGUGUGGAUCAACAACUGCGUCGGGAGGCGCAACUACCGAUACUUCUUCACCUUUCUGACGUCGGUCACGCUCCUCUCCCUCUUCCUGGUCGGCGCGUCGCUGGCCCAGGUGGCGGUGUUCUCCCGCCUCGAGGGCGUCUCGUUUGGGGCGGCGGCGGACCACUUCCGCGUCCCGUUCGCGAUGGCGAUCUACGGGGUGCUGGGCGCGCUGUACCCGGCGGCGCUGAUGGGGUACCACCUCUUCCUGAUGGCGCGGGGCGAGACGACGCGGGAGUUCCUCAACUCGCACAAGUUCCUCAAGAAGGACCGGUACCGGGCCUUCACGCAGGGCAGCAUGCUGAAGAACUGGCUCGUGGUGCUGUGCCGGCCGCGGCCGCCGACGUACUACCGCUUCCGGCACCGCUUCGAGGAGGGGGACCAGCGGCUCGGGGAGCGCCGCAGCCGGCGCAAGGGCCACCGCGCGCCCGGCGACGGCCAGGACAUGGAGCUGCACGCCGUCCCGCCCCCCGACAUCGGCUUUCAGGGGCCGACCGCGCUGCGCAACCUCACGGCCAGCACGCAAUAA